Messenger RNA from Symbiodinium sp. CCMP2592, 996 nucleotides. The record is from the annotation of a GenBank genome assembly. Lineage: Eukaryota; Dinophyceae; Suessiales; Symbiodiniaceae.
AUGGAGCCUUGUUUCUACCAUGCGACCUGCCGCGGGUACACUGUCCACGUGCUUCGCUGCCCAUCGCCUGGUUGUCCGGGGCGUGGCCGAGAAGGAACUCGACUUCCCCAGUCAUUUCUCUGCGCGGGUUGCUUAGCACGUGGCUGUCCCCAUUGUGGCCGAAGCGCGCAAGACCUCGACAUCCGCACCCAUUCCGAUAUCUUCAGCGCGGACGCGACCACGGAAUCUGGACUCGUGGCCCUUGUGAGGCCCGUUGCAGAUGAUGCAGCAACUUCCGUGGGCCCAGGGUGGGUGCCCAUACCUUUCGCCUCCUCCAGUGCGGAACCACAAGCCAACGAUGUUUACUUGUUUCUCUUAGACAUGAAGUUUACUUUGGUGGACUAUCGAUGGAACCGACAAGGGGAGCUGCACAACCUCAAAAUUCGUCCCAAGGCAGCUGCGCUGGUUGCAUUCCUGCUGGGGCAGCAAGAUCUGGGCCGAUGCCAGUUAGGAUUUUACACCACGUUGUCGGGAGAGAAUGCCGGCUUAGUGGCAAAAAGGUUGCUUGCGACUGCUGCUCCUCGCUCACAGUUCUCCUUCCAAGACAACGUGCUGGUGGAACAGGGUGGGCAUCGUCGGAUCUGGCUUUUCGACGAGAACUUUGGCGAGCCGAACCCUGCCUAUCGACACCAUUCCUCGAAGACCCACAUGCACAUGAAGAAUCUCGAGCUGGCCUUAUCCGAAUCUGAGACCUUGGGGAGAAAGUUUCACAGAGCAUCACUGGUACAUGUUACAUGCGUCGGGGUCGAGGCUGGCAAACACGUGGACGAAGCCAGUUUUCAGAACCUUCUCUUUGUCGCAGCUUGGUGCGGAGAUCAUAGAGACUACGAGCUGCAGGUUGUGACCAGCUACCUUACACACCUGCUGAUCCGUCGGCCGUCGUACGUGCAGACACACCUGCAAGCAUACAGCUUGGACGACUUUCGUGACAUGUUAGACUGGGAAGUAAUCAUGUGA